UUCAUCGUGAUAAAUAUAGAAAUCGGUUUUUGCAAAUUCAAAAAGCUCUUCAACCUACUAAAGAAGCACUUUCAUCUAUUCAGGAUAUCAAUACAAGAUGGAACUCAAUAUACUUGGUACUUAAAAGACUUAUUGUAUUAAGACAAGUAAUUAGAUCUAUGUACGAAGCAAUGAAAAAAGAUCAUGAUAAAGAAAUUCGUAAAGAUGGCAAUAUUUUAGCUAAAUUAGACUUAACAGAAGAUGAAUGGAAUUGUAUUACCGAAUUAGUAUCACUUCUUUGUCCAUUUGCAGAAGCUAUUAAGUUUUUAGGCGGCUCAACUUAUUCAACUUUAUCGAUUCUUUAUCCUACAAUUCAAAGUCUUUUCAAUCAUUUACAAUCAAAUAUUCAAUCUACAUAUCAACCUAUAAUUUUAAUUCGCGAAGCUAUUUUAAAAUCAAUGAAAAACCGAUGGUUAGAUUUUGAAGAUUUUGGACUUUUAGCAUUUCUAAUGGAUCCAAGAUUUAAAUCUCUUACCUUUAUCUCCCCUUCAAUUAAAGAAUGUAUACUUUCUUUUGUUCGCAACUUAAUAGAAGUAUCACCUCAACAAUCACCUUUAUUAAAUGAAACCAUAUCUCCUAUUUCAGUUCCAGCCGAAAGACUUUUUUCUAGUGCAGGUAAUACGCUUACUGAAAAACGAAAUCGCUUAGAUCCAACUACAGAUUCUGAUCUUUUGUUUCUGAAUCAAAAUUCAACUACUUUUACCGUUGUUCCUAAAUAA
Molecule: messenger RNA, 758 nt
Organism: Acaulospora morrowiae
Lineage: Eukaryota; Fungi; Glomeromycota; Glomeromycetes; Diversisporales; Acaulosporaceae
Source: the annotation of a GenBank genome assembly